CCGACUCUGUCCAAUUUGAUUUUCUCUCACUUUCUCUGCCUAAACCCCCUCUUUCUCUCAACACAUAACAGAGGUGGUUUUAGUAGCGUGAAUCUUCUUUUUCUUCUUCUUCAUACUCUUCUGUGCAUCUCCAAUGGCACUUCGUUACUGUUUCUUACUCAUUCUUUCGCUCAUUUUUAUCAAUUUCUCAUCAUUUUCGGUCUCUUAUCAACCUAGUUAUAUCCAAGAAGUUGCUGUACUUCAAGAUGUGUUCAAAUCGUUGAAUCAACCACAACAGCUGGUGGGAUGGAGCUUGGGUGGAGGGGAUCCCUGUCUGGAUGCAUGGACGGGAAUCUCAUGCUCAGGAUCAUCCAUUACAGCCAUUUAUCUGAAUGGUCUGAAUCUAACUGGAAGUCUAGGAGGCUAUCUUUUCAACCUAUUUAACUUGAAGCAGUUGGAUGUGAGCAAUAAUCAGAUAGCAGGAGAAGUUCCUGCACUUCUACCUCCCAAUGCCACUCAUAUAGACUUGUCAGUCAACAAUUUCACACCAAAUAUUUGGUUCUUGGCCACACCAAUGCCGUAUCUGGAGUAUUUGAAUCUAAGUCACAAUUCUAUCUCAGGACCGCUGGACAAUGUCUUCUCGGGCUUCCCAAAUUUAAAGCAGAUGGAUUUGUCAUAUAACCAAUUCUCUGGAGAUCUCCCAAGCUCAUUCGGAGAUUUGAAAAAUCUUAAUGGACUGUUUCUACAAAGGAAUCAAUUCACAGGAUCAGUGGCUGUUCUUUCUCAACUUCCCCUCCAUGACCUGUACAUCCAAAUGAAUGAAUUCAGUGGAGUAGUCCCGAAGGAGUUGUUUAACAUACCAAAUCUUAGGUUAGAGGCGAACCUUCUGACCGAUGGGAAGCCAUUAGUUGUUCCAGGAGAUAGGAAUAACUUCACAGGCUCAUCCCCAAACACUAUUGACCCCCGAAGCUCAGAAAAAGGCACUUCGUCCUUGUUUGUGGGACUUAUUCCUGCUGGGGUUGUAGCAUUCUUAGUUGUAUUAGGUUUAUGUGUUUGGUUCUAUAUCAAGUCACGUAGAAGUAGGGGUAAUGCUUAUAGACGUUCAAAGUGGCCCUAGUCUUAGCUUAGAUUAGUUGGGUCGGUGUGUUACAAUUCUUCUAUACCUGAUAAUUUCUAGUAUUUCUUUAAAGGCGCAGAGAGCAUUAUGCCCAUAGGUUUAGUACAAGAGUCUGUAUUUGUAUUUUGAGGUUACCAGUUCAAUUUCCUGUGCUAACA
Messenger RNA from Papaver somniferum (opium poppy), 1254 nucleotides. RefSeq names its product protein STRUBBELIG-RECEPTOR FAMILY 2-like. Gene Ontology annotation, molecular function: protein binding. The transcript has 10 exons. The record is from RefSeq and is a predicted model, not a curated record. Bases 134 to 1096 code for a protein of 320 amino acids. Lineage: Eukaryota; Viridiplantae; Streptophyta; Magnoliopsida; Ranunculales; Papaveraceae.